Carcharodon carcharias (great white shark) is the source of this 5976-nucleotide messenger RNA. It is a transcript of the gene tut4, whose product is annotated as terminal uridylyl transferase 4. Gene Ontology annotation, molecular function: nucleic acid binding; RNA uridylyltransferase activity; zinc ion binding. Lineage: Eukaryota; Metazoa; Chordata; Chondrichthyes; Lamniformes; Lamnidae. The transcript is spliced from 32 exons. The record is from RefSeq and is a predicted model, not a curated record. Bases 524 to 5536 code for a protein of 1670 amino acids.
GAUGGCCUGCUGGUGAUCGGGAGGUUUUAGCCCAAUAAAUAAAUGGUGGGACACGUUGGGGAGCGCUGGCCGACCCUGCCGAUUCUAGGAAUUUGCCCACAAAUGAUGGUGGACUAAUUAGUUAUUUGGUUUAACCUCUUCUGGCUUUUCGAAAAAUAUGUGUUACAUUUGCCACUCUCCAUCCAACAGCAAAAUUUACAAAUUUAUGGAUUAAAAAAUUGUGGCCAGUGGUGGCGUGUAGAGGUCUGUGUGGCCUUGUGGUUCUGCAAUCACAAUGAAUUAUUAUGCUGACCUUGAGCCCAGAAAAAUUGCUGGGAGGAGCUACAGUACAAUAAGUUGGCUGCUUCAAAUGUAUUGGAGUCAGAUUUAAUACAACUGGAAUUCAACAAAAGCUGUUUGUUCUCCUGGGUUAUAGAUCUACAUCAAUCUAUAAUUAAGUGACUGACUAAGAGAGAUUUUAAUUUUUUGAAGUGGGAAGAAGUUUGGCUGUUGGCAGAAAGAAAGAAUACUGUGUGCUGUAACAAUGGAAGAAGCUAAAAACAUUAAGGAUGGAGUGUACAAAUCUGGGAAAUCACCUCGCCUUGUACGUGGAGAAGGUAAGGACUUGAAAGUUACCGUGCAGAAUGACAUUGAACAAAGACCUUCGAAAAAUCUAAUUGAGGGCACUUCUCGAGACAAUGGCAAAACUGUUUCAAACUGGAACAACAAAAAGUCAAAAUGGAAUGAAGAACUAAUAGAAAGAAAGAACAAUGAAAAAGUUGCAGACAUGAAAUUGGGCAGGAGUAGCAAACAAGACAUGCCAAAUUGUAUAGCUAGCUCAAGGAAUUUAGGAGUACGGAAUAUACACGAUCAAGGUCACAGCCAAGGAAGCCGGGCAGCAAGUGGAAUGAUGUCAGUUGAGAAAAUAAAACACAAGCAAGUUAAGACACAGCAGCAACCUCUUGGGAAAUUUGCAAACUCUAACACUGGCAGUGGUUUAAAGGCUGUGAAUGAAAAGGAUUGUUUACCUGUGAAACCAAAGGAAGAGACGAAAUUGGAGUGUGCAGCACAGCCAAACAAGUCUCCUGUGCAUACAAAUAGUGAUGACAGCAUUUCGCCUGGGAAGACCAUGCAGGAUGUUAAAGAAGUGGAAAAGAAGCCAGAUGUUUCUGGUAAAGCAACUGCUGCAAAUGCAAACAAACCACAUCCUUUAGAGAAAGACAAUCCAGAAAGCGCACCGGUGAUUGAUGAGUCUAAAAUGACAGCAGAACAACAGCUUGGGCUGAAACAAGCAGAGGAAAGGCUGGAGAGGGAUUAUAUCUCUCGUCUGGAAAAACGUUCAUCAGAAUAUCCUUCAUGUCAGUACCUAUGCAAACUUUGCCUAGUUCACAUCGAAAAUAUCCAGGGAGCUCAUAAGCAUAUAAAAGAAAAACGGCAUAAGAAAAAUAUUGCAGAGAAACAAGAAGAAAAUGAGCUUCGUAACCUGAUACCACCAACACCUGACCACUUGGCUGCAUUAAAUUCUGCCGUGUUACAGGCUGCACAACAAGAAGGGAUUUCUGAGCAGGAUUUCCAAGUCCGGGAAAAUAUCGUGAACGAGAUGGAGAAAAUUAUUCAACAACAUUUGCCAGGUUGCUCACUGAGGUUGUAUGGCUCUUGUCUUACAAGGUUUGCUUUCAAAACUAGUGACAUCAACAUUGAUGUAAAAUUUCCCUCCCAUUUAAAUCAGCCAGAUGUUUUGAUACAAGUGCUGGAUAUUAUUAAAAACAGUUCUUUAUAUUCAGAUGUUGAGUCUGAUUUCCAUGCCAAAGUUCCAAUUAUUUACUGCAGGGAUAUAAAAAGUGAUCUGAUUUGUAAAGUCAGUGCAGGGAACGAUGUGGCCUGCCUUACUACUAACCUACUGGCAGCUCUGGCCAAAUUGGAGCCUCGACUGAUCCCGCUGGUUUUAGCAUUUCGGUGCUGGGCAAGGGUGUGCCACAUAGACUGUCAAGCAGAAGGUGGCAUUCCCUCUUAUUCAUUUACAUUGAUGGUAAUCUUCUUUCUUCAACAAAGACAUGAACCUCUCUUGCCAGCUUACUUGGGCUCAUGGAUUGAAGGUUUUGACUUGAAAAGAAUCGAUGAGUAUCACCUGAAAGGAAUACUGAAUGAUGAAUAUAUAUUGUGGGAGCACAGACCAGCAAACUCUGGAGAAACAAAAAAUACAAGCAAUGGAGAUGGCAAAAGCUCAAAUAAAGCAGAUCACAGAAAAUCUUCAAAUAAAAAAACAGAAAUCACUGAACCUAACAACCAAAGUAGUUCAUUGAAGGAAAAACAAGGCAAAGCUGCAUUGAAGUUUGGUUCAAAGCAUCAAGUUUCUCUUGGACACCUCUGGCUAGAAUUACUGAAAUUUUACACUCUGGAGUUUGCAUUGGAAGAAUACGUCAUCUGUAUACGGGUAAAAGAUCUUGUAUCAAGAGAGCAUAAAAAUUGGCCGAAAAGGAGAAUAGCCAUUGAGGACCCCUUUGCACUAAAGAGAAAUAUUGCUCGGAGUUUGAACAGCCAGAUGGUGUUUGAGUAUAUCCUGGAACGCUUUAGGACUGCAUAUAAAUAUUUUGCAUCUCCUCAAAUGAAAGAUGGGAUCAAGUUAAAACCAGAUGCUAGAAAAAAAGGGAAAGUCAACAAUAAAAAGCCUGCAAAAUCUGAAGAACGUUCAGGGAACUGUUGUCUGCCACAGAAGGGAACUGCAGUAGGGAGACAUGUUAAAGAACCUUCCACCGAUGGAGAAAUGACAAAUGGAACUAGUGACUGUGGAACACAAGCAUUUACUAACACAAGUGUUGAAUCUGCUGCAAAUGUUAAAAAGGAUUUUGAGCAUUUGGAAUUGAAGGGUGUUUCAUCUUCCAACAGUGGAAUUGCAGUGAAUUUUAAAAAAUGUGACCUGGAGAAACCAGAGAUUGACAACUGUACAAGAGAUCCAAGUGAAAGAUUACUCAGUUGUGAUUCAGCUGAACAAUUCACUAGAACAUUGAAGGUGGCUGAUCCUUCAGAGAGUUGUUCAAAGCAGGCAGGUCUGGAACAGUUAGGACAUGGGUCCAUGGAAAAUGUGAUGCUACCAGCCAGUUUGCAGUUGCAUAGACAUAAAGAUAGUUGCAAACUAGGAGCACAUUGCUCAGAAGGAACAAAUUGCACUGCCAGUUGUGUUUCAACUACCUCACAAACUUGCACAACAGAAACUGAAGCUCCUAGCUGCGCUGUUAUUGAUGACACUGGAAAUGCAUCAGAAACAGGGGAACUACAUUAUGUCUUUGAGAAAAGCAUUCUAACAAAUGGAAAGCCCCCAACAAUUGUGUGCAGCAUCUGCAAAAGAGAUGGACAUUCAAAGAACGAUUGCCCAGAGGAUUUCAAAAAGAUCGAUUUGAAACCUUUGCCACCUAUGAUAAAUAAAUUUAGACAAAUUCUUGAUCUAGUCUGCACAAAAUGUUAUGAUGAACUCUCACCUCUGGAGGAACAAAAUAGAGAACAAACCUUAGCAAGUUUGGAAAGAUUUAUUCGUAAAGAAUUUGAUGACAAGGCCAGGCUGUGCUUGUUUGGAUCAUCUAAGAAUGGAUUUGGGUUUCGUGAUAGCGACCUGGAUAUAUGCAUGACUUUGGAAGGCCACGAGACUGCAGAGAAACUCAAUUGUAAAGAAAUAAUUGAAGGUCUAGCAAAAGUUCUCAAAAAGCAUCCAGGUUUGAGAAACAUCUUGCCCAUAACAACAGCUAAAGUGCCUAUUGUAAAAUUUGAACACCGUCAGAGUGGAUUGGAAGGAGAUAUCAGCUUGUACAACACUUUGGCCCAGCAUAACACAAGGAUGUUGGCUACAUAUGCUGCUAUUGAUCCUAGAGUAAAAUAUUUGGGAUACACUAUGAAGGUAUUUGCCAAGCGUUGUGAUAUUGGUGAUGCUUCAAGAGGAAGCCUGUCCUCAUAUGCCUACGUCCUCAUGGUGCUCUACUUUCUACAGCAAAGAAAGCCACCAGUUAUUCCUGUUCUUCAAGAAAUUUUUGAUGGAAAAGAAGUGCCGCAGAGAAUAGUAGAUGGAUGGAAUGCCUUCUUCUUUGAUGAUGUUGAAGAACUGAAGAAAAAGUUGCCUGAACUUGGGACAAACAAAGAAUCAGUGGGUGAACUUUGGUUAGGCCUGUUGCGAUUUUAUACUGAAGAAUUUGAUUUCAAGGAGUAUGUUAUUAGCAUCAGACAGAAAAAACUUUUAACAACAUUUGAAAAGCAAUGGACUUCAAAAUGCAUCGCUAUAGAAGAUCCUUUUGACUUGAAUCACAAUCUUGGUGCUGGAGUCUCAAGGAAAAUGACCAACUUUAUUAUGAAAGCUUUUAUUAAUGGACGCAAAUUAUUUGGUACACCUGUAUAUCCACAUCCUGGCAUGGAAACAGAUUACUUUUUUGAUUCGAAAAUUCUGACUGAUGGGGAGUUGGCACCAAAUGAUAGAUGUUGUCGUAUUUGUGGGAAAAUUGGACAUUACAUGAAAGACUGUCCAAAGAGGCGGCGAAUGAAGAAGAAAGAAAAUGAGAAAGAUGAAGAGAAGGAUUCAAAGGAAGAAGAAAAAGAACUAAGAGAGAAACGAUGCUUUAUCUGUGGUGACACUGGUCAUAUGAGAAGAGAUUGUCCAGAAUACAGAACAGCCCGACCAAGGAACAACACUGUGUCUGUUCCUCAGGCUGCACGAAAUAUCACGAAUAUACAGACAGUCACAACUUCCCAGCCAUCAGCAUCACAUUCAGGGCAUCAUCAGGAUUUCCCACAAUGUACCAGGCAACCCUCGGAAUGUUCAGAACCACAUCAGACGCCUUCUUAUUCUCCUCAAACUGCACAUCAGCAAUUAACACCAAAUUCAUCUCAAACAGCUUCUAUUUCCCAUCCACAGACCCAACAAGCUGCUUCUCAAAAUAAGCUAGCACAGACACUUGCUCAACCAACUCAUCAGGUUCAAUUGCCCUUGUUUCCAUAUCCUCAGCCUCACCCAGGUCAGUAUUCCAAUCUACACAGCCUGGGUUUAAUACAGUCACACCAACCACAGCACCAGGUACAAAUGCCCACUAACUCUUGGCCUGCUGUCCUUCACUCUGCAUCUGGUAACCAUCCCAACAUUACUUUCCCAAUGCGGUCUAGUAGCAACACAGCUAAUCCCAACAGUAUGAAUCUCAAUGAUCCUAGUAUCAUCUUUGCUCAGCCUGCUGCCAGGCCCAUGGGUAUCUCCAACACUCCUCACGAUGGACAGUGGCACAAUCACAUGACUCGCAGCACACUAGUGGGAAAUGGCACUCUGGGAACUUCAGAUCAAAGGUUUCAGGGACAAUUUGCAAAACUAAAUCCUCCACCCAUACCUUGGGAGCAUCAUCCUCUUCCUCAUUUUCAAGCACCGUGGCCUUACAGAAUGCCUCAGAACUUCAUUCAGCAGGGAAAUACGAACUAUCCUCAGCAGAACAAAUCCUACUAUUCUCAAGGUCCUACGAUCCACAGUAACCAGCAUUUUCCAAUCAUGCCGCAAGGGAGAAUACGGAUGAACUACAUUCAACAAAAGAAGUGACUUAAAAAGAAUUCCACACCAUGAUACACAGUUACCGAACCCCACUCACUUGGGAAGGGGGAAGCAGGAAAUUAUUUUAAGACUGUUUUUAAACUGUAUGAUUUGUACAUAGACCAAACCUGAUUGUAAUUUUUACUAGUUUUUUUGUUGUGAUGCAUCACAAUGUGACUUAUGAUACAGAUCACAUCUAUUUUAAUGCCUCCCAUUUUUGAAGGUGGGGCAAAAUCAUUUUUUCUUUGAAGCUGAUGGAACUGUAAAAAAAAAGCUUUUAAAAAAACUGGAUUUAUUUUCUCUUUGUUGUAUUCAUACUUUGGCUGCCUCAGACUUUGUAUAUGGUUCUUAAAAAAAGAAAAUAUGGUUUAAAGAUGGUCAGCUGCAUUCAGAGCAAAAGUAUAUAGUGCCAAAUGCCUUUUAAAAAUAAACUGUAGCUUUUUAAAAAA